AUGGAAGCCGGCUUCGUAAACAAUGCCGAGAGCGACGAAGCCAUCGCCAACAACAACGUCAACGACGCUCGUCGAGGUCCGCCCCCCGAGCUCGCCGGACCAGAAGUCGUGCUCCGGAAUCUACCCUCAGACGACGACGACGAAGAAAAAGAGGAUUAUGAGGAAGAGGAAGGUCCGGAGACGGCGCAGAAAAGCGCGCUCAGCGUCCCGGGGCCGGUGUACGCGUCCACGUACACUAACUCGCCGUCCUGGAUGUCGACGUACACAUCUUCCACACGCGCCACGACAUACACCACCGCCCACGAGCGCUCGCGGCGGGACAGGGACGCGGACGGCGAUUGGCUGGACGUGAGGAGCCACAGGCCGCCGUAUCCCCGGCGACCGAGGACCUCGAGAGGGGACGCCAGGACGAGGUCCUUCGGGGCGGGGCAGGGACAGCGGUCUGCCGGAUGGGGCUUCGGUACGGGGUCGGGGACAGGGUCGGGGAUCGAGGUGGUGGGUUGGGAUGCAGCGGAGAUAGAGGGCGGGAGUUAUUGCGUCCUUGAGGGGGCGAGGUGGGAGGAGCAGAGGGCCCCUUCGACGCCGAGGCAGCAGCAGCAGCAACAAGAACAAAAACUCCGUAGUAAGAAGGGUGCUGUCGGGAAGGGGAAAAGGUGGAGAGGCAAGUUCGGACACUUGUCUGAUGUCUCGAAGACGAGGUCGCUGCCGCUUGUGGAGCCGCCGACACCGCGAUACGUGUACGAUGUCUUUGUGGUGUCUGCCUCGCGGACCGGGGCGGAGGGGCUCGGGGUACCAUACAUGUCGGGGAAGGGUCACGCCCGGGCCGUCUACUCAAUGGCGUACGUCAGGGGUACCGGGUCCGCGAGAGGUCCAUGGGGCAUGUUCUCUUCCAAGAACAACGAUGGAACGGGUGGCCUCCUGGAGGUCAUCUGGCGGGAGGGUGUCUGGAAGGUUGUGUUGGGGUGUUUGCAUGAUGUGCUUGGCCUCGGAAGUGGAGGCGGUUGGAUAGACGAUGUAGACUAG
Messenger RNA from Colletotrichum navitas, 1023 nucleotides. RefSeq lists its product as uncharacterized. The coding region runs from base 1 to 1023 and encodes 340 amino acids. The record is from RefSeq and is a predicted model, not a curated record. The transcript is spliced from 2 exons. Lineage: Eukaryota; Fungi; Ascomycota; Sordariomycetes; Glomerellales; Glomerellaceae.